GAAUGCAGCAGUGAGCAGACAGAGUCAGGAAAUAGAGACGAUCACUUCAGGAAGAACGCGGGGAGGACGUCUCCGACCGACAAGCGGAUAAAUCUGAGAUUUUUACCGAGCAGAGGCUCUGAUUCGGAGUCACGAUGAACCUGUUCGCGGUGUUGGUCCUUCUGGGGACGGCGCUGGCCGUAAACUGCGACACUCACUCCCUCAACUACAUCUACACGGCGCUCUCCAAACCUGUCGGCCUCCCGGGCAUCCACGAGUUCACAGCCAUGGGUUUGCUGGACAACCGGAUGAUCGACUACUUUGACAGCGAGCAUCAGACAAAGGUUCCCAAACAGGAGUGGAUGAGAGAGCGUUUACCUGCUGAUUACUGGGAUAAAGGCACACAGUCCCGCAAGAGCAAGCAGCAGUGGUUCAAGGUCAACAUCGGCAUCCUGAUGAAGCGAAUGAGACAGAAUAACUCAACCAGUCCUUCAGCCCCUCACGUUCUUCAGUGGAUGCACGGCUGUGAGGGUCAGACGCAGCCUGACGGCACGCUCAGGUUUGUCCGAGGCAUGGACAUGUACAACUACGAUGGAGACGACUUCCUGUCCUUCGAUGAUAGAAGCGGAGUCUGGGUCGCUCCGACUCCCGAGGCACAACUAACCAAGAGGAAGUGGGACGGCGUCCCGGUGCUGAAAGAGUACACCAAGGGCUACCUGGAGAACGAGUGCAUCGAUUGGCUGAGCAAGUUUGUGAAUUAUGAACAACAGCAGCUACGAAACGCCUUGAAACCUGACGUGUACGUGUUUGGAAAGAAGGUCAAAGGGGGGACCAACCUCAUCCUGACCUGCCUCGCCACAGGCUUCUACCCCAAAGACAUCGAAUUGCAGAUCAAGAGGAACGGACGUGUUCUGACUGCAGACGACGGACUGAAGAGCUCAGGUGUUGUUCCGAAUAACGAUGAGACCUUCCAGAGACGAGACCAUGUGGAGAUUCUGAAGUCUGACCUGUCAAAGUUCAGCUGUGAAGUCGUUCAUAAGGCAUCCAGUGUGAAUGUUAUCAGUUUCUGGGACCACAGCAUGUUUAAAGAUCCUGAGACUCAGACUGAGGGAAACAUGGGUGUUAUCAUUGGUGUUGUAGCUGUAGUCUUGGUCCUGGUUAUUGUUGGAGUGUCUCUGGUUCUGAUCUUAAAGAAACGGGGCAUUAUUGGAGGUGAUGGCAACAAAAGUGGCGGCAGCGGGUCACCUCUCAAUCCCAGCCCCACUGGGUCACAGCGGUCCGACAGCCCUACCGGUGACUCUGACCCUUGUCUCGCUGUUGUCUCUGAAAACCAAAACCAGCCUGCAGAGCAACAUGAACUCCUGCCGAACAAGAAUGGAGAAGGAUGUGAGCAGAAUGGUGGUGAUCAGGUCUGAAGCAUCCAUGAGAACGUCCAUUACAGCACAGAAGGACUUACAUGAACCAGAUUUCCUUAAACAACAGAUACAUUUACCAUUGGGCAGAGCACACAAACUAGGGGACAACGAAGUUAAAUCUUUUUCUUUCUCAGAAAACUGGAUUAGUAAAAAAUGUUCUUUUACUGUUUUCCAUGUAAUGGGUUUUAAAAAAGCAUGAAUGAUUCUUUAAGAUAAUCCUGUCACAGUGAAAUUUAGAUGAACAUGUUUAAGUGCUCACAGGUCAGCAGUGUUCCUCCAGGAGUUUAAAACCUAAAGAGUUCAGAUCAACCUGAAAGUAUGUGGUCAGUACCAAAUGGAGGAUUUACUCAAAGCCUAACAUUUAAAACCAGGUUUAUAGACCAGUCAGGGUUUCGUUCAAAUUGGAUGGGUGGAAUUACCAAAGCACUUUAAAAGACAUUAAGACAGAUCGUAACAUAAGAGCAUGAAAACCUGGUGCUUCACUGGUGUUUGAUUCAGUAAGUUUCUCGGUGACACACUUGAGACAGAUGGAAAAAAAUAUUUAGGAGUGUGAUGUGGUUUGUUGUAUUGGUGUAUAGAAGUAUACAUUAAAAACAAAGACGAAAAAAUCAGAAAAGCAUCAAAAUGAAUUAAAA
Molecule: messenger RNA, 2029 nt
Organism: Pundamilia nyererei
Lineage: Eukaryota; Metazoa; Chordata; Actinopteri; Cichliformes; Cichlidae
Product: class I histocompatibility antigen, F10 alpha chain-like
Exons: 9
Coding region: 135-1394 (419 amino acids)
Biological process (GO): immune response
Cellular component (GO): external side of plasma membrane
Source: RefSeq, a predicted model, not a curated record